Peronospora matthiolae is the source of this 873-nucleotide messenger RNA. Lineage: Eukaryota; Oomycota; Peronosporomycetes; Peronosporales; Peronosporaceae. The record is from the annotation of a GenBank genome assembly.
AUGGAGAUGGAGGAAGGCGGCAAUUUCAUGCAUCAUUGCAACAACGUUUUCAACACCAGCGCCAAGCUCAGCAGUAUCGGCGCCAAGAUGGAGGAUGAGGACAUGGAGAUCUGCUUGUUGUGCAGUCUCCCCAAGAGCUAUGAGAACGUUGCUCUCAACUUGGAGACGAGCAGCGCAGAACUGCGGUCGCAAGACGUCGUGAGAGUGCUUACGAAUGAGCACAUCAAGAGACAACGAAACACGACGACAUUGGUGAAGACUGAAGAAGCAACCAAGGCCUUCAGCACCGAGCGUGAAUUCCGUCAAUGUACGUUCUGCGGAAAAUUGGGGCACGUGGUGAUAAAGUGCUGGACCAAACAGAGGGAAGACGACCGAGGAGAUCGACGCAGCGGCAACAAGGGCCGUGCCAUUGGGCUCGUGGACGCGGAGCGAAUCAAGUCCAAUGGCACGGCUACAACGGCAACGGCAACAACUAAGACCAUGAUCGAGUGGCGUUUGCUGUUUCGCUGGAAUGCGAGCUUUCGACAGCCAAGACCAUGGUGGAAAUGUGGGCGAUUUACAGCAGCAACGCACCACAUCUUCAAUGAAAAGUCCAAGUUUGAAGUUCUGGACGAGCGCAAUGAAGGUGAUGUGCUGGUUGCAGACGGAAACAAGGCUGCGAUCAAUAGAGUUGGGACUAUCGUCGAAAAGGUGGUCCUACCAAACGGUGAAGAGCGCGAAGUUGAAAUCGAGGAUGCACUUAAUGUCUCAAGCAUGAACAAGAACCUACUGUCGAUACCCCAGAUUAACAAAAGCGGCAAGUUCCAAGUGGUGUUUGAUAAGAGUGAGAUGAAGAUUUCGCACAAAGACUCCAAGCAAGCAUUGGAGUAUUGA